Molecule: messenger RNA, 1035 nt
Organism: Alnus glutinosa
Lineage: Eukaryota; Viridiplantae; Streptophyta; Magnoliopsida; Fagales; Betulaceae
Product: beta-carotene isomerase D27, chloroplastic
Exons: 8
Coding region: 42-833 (263 amino acids)
Molecular function (GO): iron ion binding
Source: RefSeq, a predicted model, not a curated record
AAUUCAUUACUCGAAAAGAUAAGCCUGGAGUGAGCAGUGAAAUGAAGCCACUGGCUCUUCUUCGUACCUUCUCCUUUUCUUCAUCUCCAUCUCACCCUUUUUACCAACCAAGGCCGCCUCUUCCCCACCAAAACCAUGGCUUUCGCGUUUUAUGCUCUUCUCUCGAAUCCAAACCGAUAAAAGCUGAAUACAAGCCCGGAGUGUUGGAUGAUUUGUUCCUCAACUUGUUCCGCAACAAAUUGGUCAAGGAGGUUGGAUGGGAUUCGGAGAAGCCGGGUUUUGAUGGACUAAUUGAAGUCGCUAAUAGACUUAUGAUUAAGGGCAGGACCAAUUCUGAUACCAGACAAGCUGCGGUAAGGAUAUUGAUAUCACUCUUUCCUCCAUUUCUGUUGGAGCUUUAUCGAAUACUCAUAGCACCAAUAGGAGGAGGAAAAGUGGCUGCAAUGAUGGUAGCAAGAGUGACUGCACUCACUUGUCAAUGGCUCAUGGGCACAUGCACUGUUAAUUCUGUGGAUCUACCCGACGGAACCUCCAGCAGAAGUGGGGUGUUUGUCGAUAGAUGCAAGUAUUUGGAGGAAAGCAAAUGUGUAGGGAUUUGUAUCAAUACUUGUAAGCUUCCAACACAGACUUUCUUCAAGGACUACAUGGGGGUUCCUUUAUUAAUGGAACCAAACUUUAGUGAUUAUAGCUGUCAGUUUAAAUUUGGGGUUCUUGCUCCAUUGCCUGAAGAUGAUAUCAGCCUCAAGGAACCAUGCUUGGAGAUAUGCCCAAACGCCACUCGACGAAGAGAAACUACCAGAAACAUGGCUUUACCACAAUGCCCAAAGGCCUGAAAAUACUCAACAUUGAUUGACACGGCAUUUGAUCACAUAUCCGAAAUUUCAACAAUUUGUUGUUUAGAUUAAUGAUAGGGCCCACUUGUCCAAGCAAGGAUGCAGAAUGUCUAAAACUUACUCAGACUGGUGGAUCUCAUAAGAGCUCUCUUAUAUUUACUGUCCAAAUCACCAAUAAUUCGAAUAGCAAAAUUUCUGAAAA